AGCAUGAUUGGUUUGUAUUCGAAAAAGAAGUGAUGCAGAUGAGACUUACGAUGAAGUCAAAACAACAAAAAGAAUAAAAAAAUCUAGGCAGAGAACGGAACAAAGAGAGGGUUAAAAAAUAUGAUAUCUUGUGGUUUUUUUGAUGUUACUACAAAAUGAAGUGUGUAGAAUAAGAAGUGCGAACUGAGUGAAAAUGCGCUUUUCGGUUUGUGCAUUACCUGCAGCAAGAGCAUCCGACUAGGUGACGAAGUGAGGAAAAUCUGAGAUCGGGUGUUGUAACUGCAGACAGUGGGUGUUUUGUUAAUUUUUGUCACACCUGUAGCCUGGGACGAAGGUUCGGUAGACGCGUGGCCGACACGCGUCGACGUUUAAAGGAUUGUUUGGAGAACCGAUCGCUGACGCGUGUCGCCGACGCGUGUCUUUUUCCCCCCUUUGCGAUAGCGAAGAGAGGGUGUAGAAAUUCCUCCGGAGCAUGUGUACCGCACACGGCAAUUGAAAAAUACCGUUGUUGGAAUGGAGGUUUCUGGGAGAUUUCAAGUCCUUGAUAUAGCGGCAGUGUACGAGCCGAUAUCGUCGUUGUUAAAAUAGGACCUUCCAAUAGAAUGUGCGAAGAAAUGUUAAGGCCAGCUCUUCUCGAUCCAAACAGUCAAAAUGUACCAAAUAUUGUCUCUGCCCUAGAUUAUUUCAGUAAAGAAGAAACAAAGUGGCGGAGUGAAUUUUCAACGAUCAUGAGCCUUCGAACGCAGUUCGAAGAACGUUAAUUCGAAAUUCAAAUCGCGAUCGUUUGAACUAGCACGUAGGUCGACUCGGGAAUGUGUGAGAUUGAAAUCGGCGACUAGUAAGUAAUAAAACGCGGCAAAAUGUAUUCCAUUGACAACCUCGAUCUGGACAUGAUGAACAGACAAUACAUGUACGAAGCUCACAGCUUCCUUGGUAAUCCUGCGAUACCCUCGUUGCCGCCGCACUGCGGACCUCCAACGACGGCGAGCUUGCUCCCGAUUCCUCCCCAGAUGCCUUCACAUCCACCUGGAAGCACGGGUAGCACGAGUGGCAGCGAUUUGUAUCUGUACGACGAAAACAGCAGCGACAACGAGAGCGCGUAUAGCAGUGACCAGGAGAAUCACACUAGAGAACGAAACGGUCGGAAUCGGCGAACGGGAGGAUCGUCUUCUGGCGGAAAAUGUCCUCGGCAAGCGGUUCAGCAACGGCAAGCAGCUAAUCUUCGAGAACGACGGCGAAUGCAGAGCAUAAACGACGCCUUCGAGGGUCUCAGAGCCCAUAUACCAACUCUGCCGUACGAAAAACGGCUCUCUAAAGUUGACACGCUGAAGCUCGCCAUCGGGUACAUCAAUUUCCUCAACGAACUCGUCCGGGCCGAUAAGGGCAACGAUCCUCUCACCGGUGGAAGCUUGUCACGAUGUUCCGGUCGUGACGAUUCGAAGAAAAUCAUAGUCCGCGGUAGCGGUGGUAACCCGUUUCUCUCACACUCACUAUCAUGGUCCAGAAAAUCUGACAUUUCACCAAAUGGUACGAUGUACGCGAAAGUCUGGACGCCGGAAGAUCCUCGAGCUAACAAGAGCGUUGGGGGCGUCGGACACGGUGGUGGGAACACCUUCGUUGAGUGAAAUUGUCGAAAAUAGCGUCGUUCGACCUCUCCGGGCGUAAAUCGAGACGUCUUUAGAUAUGCAGAGGACAAGAAGUCGAAAGGUAAAAAGAAACUUUUGCUUUCGCGGGUUUUGCGAAAAUCAAUACGAAAGGGAUAUGUACCAGAGACUUUCAAAUAGUGAUAUUACCCGAAUGUAGGUGAGACAUAAUCCAAAGAUUAACAUAAUAAAAAUCGAGAGUGGUUUUUGAACCGCAAGUGUUCGGAACACGCCGUAUAAAACAUUGUUGGUGUUGGGAUGUGAGGAAUAAAACAGCGCGGGUAAAUAUAUCAUGUUAUAGUUUAAUCGAAAAAUAUUGAAUUUCUAAGGAAUUACGUGUGAAUGGUUUUGCCGUUCAAAUCUGAUGAAAUUUUGAGAAUGAACUAAUACGUUGCGGAGCAUUAUAAAUCGAUCUAGUCAAAAUGUUAUUUAGUGUUUAAGCUUAACUGUAUAUUAUCUAGUCGUAAAUCGUAUAUUAGCGAUAGAUAUUUGUGGAUAAUAGUCGACUUUUACACUCCUAUAAUAAAUGAUUUUUUUCGGAAUAAUAUACAUACCAUAUAAACGUAAAUAUAUAGUUCGCAGUUUCUCAGUUACGCGGGUAAUUAAAUAACCAAAACUAUAUUCAAUCAUUCCGGCAAGUGACUUGGAACAUGAGAAAUGAGAAAUAAAAUUAUUAAUUUAUAUUAAAAAACAAAAUGUGGUUUCGUUAUUAUUAUUUUCAAAUCUUCAAUUAUAUAUAACGUUAUAAAAAUGUUCUCGAUCAAUUGAUUGCUUGAUCAACUGUCCGAUGGUUGUAAAUUAUGUAAACUAUAUUACAGGAGAUACUUUUUAAAUUUUUUUCUCGUCAACAGGGGCGAGAUAAAAUUGUUAUGGCUUAGGUAAGAUUUAGUCAUAACAUGUACUAUAUGACAAUUGGUUGAAACGGAGGUUACACUCAAUCCUCGUACGUAUUAGAAUCAACGUGAAGAAGAAAGCUCAAAAACGCGAUUAACUAUACAUAUCGACUGUCUCAAAUAGCCAUUAUAUGGUUAUUUGAUAUACCGUGUGACCUAUUGUAUAUUUAACCUGUAUUAUACGUGUAUACUAAUUCUAGUCAAUCGUUUUUAAGCAGCGGUACCUACUUAUACAUACAUGUAUAAACAUAUAAAUAGAAGAUUGAAAAAACAAACCAAAAUAAAAAUAAUCUUAUAAUCACGACGAGUUAUAAUUUAUAUCAUCGCCCAAUAAUUAACAAAAUUGACGCAAAGAAUGAAGGAACAUUGCACGGUAUUAUUUACACAAUGAAAAUCUUUUCACGUAAUGUAUUUUCAAUUGAAUGAAAAACAGCGAAUGUAGUAGUUUAAUUCAUGAAUAUUGAACGGUCAGUGGCAAGUUUUGGAAUUCGAAAAAUACGAAUGCACCGCGUUUUUUGAGCUGAUUUUAAUUUUGUUAAUGCAACUAACGUGCGAUGAGAACAUUAUUGGGUGAUAAGACACGUACAAUACUCAUGGGGAAAUAUCAGGGACACUGACAUAUCCAAGCAGCGACGAUCCUUAGGCUUUAGUACUUUCUAGAGCAUUUCGCCCUGGGAAAGACAAGAUGGCCGAACACCUGUUCGAUCCCAACAGAUACUGUACCAAAUUUAUAACAAAGUUGGAUUGUGUUGGUGUGGGCGGUACGUCGAUACCGCGGCGUCGCGACGCUACAGAAUGGCGCCGACGGCUGUGGAUCUUCCCACGCCUCGCGAAUAUACAGGGGUGACUAGAAAGAGAAGGAUCGAGGGAAAGGGAGAGUGUUCACGGAUAAGAGAGACGCAGAAAUUUACCGUUGAAUCUUUAGACACCCGAGGUAUAUAAUUCGGCCAUACGUUGAUAAUUCUUACAAUUGCACGCGAUAAUUUAGCACCAAUUUUCGCCAGCCGUAUGAAAUAUUCAGUGUGAAAAUUUCCAGGCUAUAAACGCGGUACAGGUAUACCUAUACUACACGUCUUAAUUAUUUUCUUCCAUCCGUUAAAGAUCCAGGUGGUUUCAACUGUUGCAAUUAUAAUAUCAAUCGGAAGUAUUACAAAUUGCACGGGAAUUAUAUGUUAUUAUGAAAUUGUUUAGUCAAUCCCUGAGAAAAGCGCGUUAUCUUUAGGUAUUUUUUUUUAAAUACGAAGGCCAGUAGUUGAUAUAUUUAUAACACUAUCUGUGUGAUAUAGUAAUGUGUAUAUACUUACAAUAGUAUAUGUAUAUAUAGGUAAGAUAAUCCGAGGUAGUUGAUACAGGUGUUUCAAAGCACCUGCCGCGUCAUGCGUAACUCUUGACAGUGUAGG
Molecule: messenger RNA, 3936 nt
Organism: Neodiprion virginianus
Lineage: Eukaryota; Metazoa; Arthropoda; Insecta; Hymenoptera; Diprionidae
Gene: Fer1
Product: pancreas transcription factor 1 subunit alpha
Exons: 3
Coding region: 861-1625 (254 amino acids)
Biological process (GO): developmental process; regulation of transcription by RNA polymerase II
Molecular function (GO): protein dimerization activity; DNA-binding transcription factor activity, RNA polymerase II-specific; RNA polymerase II transcription regulatory region sequence-specific DNA binding
Source: RefSeq, a predicted model, not a curated record